Amphibalanus amphitrite is the source of this 2368-nucleotide messenger RNA. RefSeq names its product transmembrane protein 65-like. Bases 40 to 1215 code for a protein of 391 amino acids. NCBI's taxonomy places the organism in Eukaryota, Metazoa, Arthropoda, Thecostraca, Balanomorpha, Balanidae. The record is from RefSeq and is a predicted model, not a curated record. The transcript has 7 exons. Gene Ontology annotation, cellular component: mitochondrion.
UAUUCGCCGCCGGCCAGCUCGCUUGCUUCGUCGGUUGCGAUGUCAGUCGCGAAAAUGGGUUCACUCGCGAGAGGUGUGCUGGUGAGGCAGGCGUUCUCCAAGUGUGGCCGACGGCAACAUAAGAAACUACUCGAGAAAUAUGGCUACGGCUGCCUAUCCUCUUGUGCGCGACUGGAGCAGCUCAACACCCAGGCUCCCUUCGACGAAAAAACGGUGACAGAUAUGAUGCAUAACAGGGAUCCUCAGCCAAGGUUACGAUUGACGGAGGAAACUGCGAGGAGCCUGGCUAAAAACUUCACAUCUGAGGAUAGGCAGUUGUUGCUGAAGGAAAUACAACAAAUCAAAGGCGAUGAAGCAAUCAGAGAGUUCUCAGGUUCCCUGGCCAGUCUGCGCUGGCGAAGUCGGUUCGGCCGGCCGGCCAGCGUGGGCACUGCCGACCCCACCGGCCGCUUCUGCCUCAUCCCCAGCAGCUGGCUCAAACAGCGGCUCGCGACCAGUAUUCCGAAGCCGACACCCGGUCAGCUGAUUCACACUGCGUUGUUUAACUCCAUCCCCUUCAUUGGCUUCGGAUUCUUAGACAAUGUCAUUAUGAUCACUGCGGGUGACUACAUCGAAGCCUCUGUCGGGGUGGCGUUCGGCAUCAGUACAAUGGCGGCCGCGGCGCUCGGGAACGCAGUCUCCGACGUGGCCGGCAUAGGCUCCGCCUUCUACGUGGAGGUGCUGGCGAUGCGAAUCGGCGUGCCGGCUCCCAGCAUGACGCCCGAGCAGCACGACCUCAAAAUAUCGCACUGGUUCUCAAAUAUUGGCCGUGCGUUCGGCGUGGCGCUGGGCUGUAUCCUGGGCAUGUUCCCGCUGUUCUUCCUGCCGGGCCACAACCGGACCGACGAGGAGGAGGAGGGCGACGCCGCCACCUCCGACGGCGUCGCCGUGCUGCCCGCCGUCAAGGCAGAGGCGCCCGACGCGACGACAGCGACGGCCUCCAAAACUGCCCCCACCUCUGCCGCGGCGGCCGAGCAGGCGACUGUGAAGGCUGCUGCUGCAACCGGCACUGACGGUCCUACCUCUGUGAAUGCAAUCGAGUCGACAAACCGAACGGCACACGUCGCAUCGGCGUCACGAUCGACAGAACGUCCAGCGCCGCCGGCCGCCGCGACGGCAGCGCCCUCGAGCGGCGCCGGCUGCCAACAGCCGCCCGGCGGCGACGCGCCCAAGUAGACCCAAUGUAGCCAGACAGGGGAAGGUGGUGCUAGACGCACGGUCACUGCUCGGUCGCUAGUGUGUACGGGUGCGCUCGAGUGCCGCAGAGACAGCGGUGCGACUCCUGAGAGGACCUGGUGCCCGAGCCGCCGGGCCGUGCCCUGAACGGCGACCCAAUCAUGUGAGCGCGCGCGCUGAUGUGUUCGCUAACCGGCCGGCCGUAAAAGAGCGCGUUAUUUGUGAUUGGAUGGUUUACAGGAGGGUGGCUCUCGCGUGGGUGGACCGGUCGAUUGUGUCGUGUGAGGACGACUGAUUUUCAGCAGCGUCGGAAAUGUUACCCUAGAAUUUUGGUUUACGAAAUCAAAAUAGCCGAGAUAUAGGCCAUUUGCUGGAGCGUAGGAUAAAUUUCGCCUCGUUGUUGGUUCUUCACUCAUCGUUAGUUUGUUGCUUGCUUGUUAUGGAAACAAUCUGGACAAUAUCUCAAUUACGGGUUCGAUUCGUCGGAUACUAGACUGUUUUUACGGCACCGUUGCAAAGCUUCGCCAUAAUCUCAACAGAGAUCGAUAUGGAUGUAAGUGUUAUGAAUCACGUAUUUCAUUCGAAGUAUUCGUUACGAACUGUCGAAUCGAUUCGAUUGUCGACCUAACGUAUCGAUGUUAACCUCCGCUCGAAUCGACUUCCCAGGAGUGGAAUGGAAUCCCGGUCCUACGCUCGGAGCACUGUGCGGCGGGAAGCCCGACCGAUACUUCAGCAGGGAGCGCGACGCGUCCGACUCGAUAUACCUAUAUAUGUGUAGCCGUGUUGAUCCUUAUGUGUCCGUUGCCCAUGCUACUCGAGGAGGUGCGUUAAAGUCUAGGAAGAGGGCGAGUGGGGACGCUCGCGCGGCGCGCGGGUCGCCACCAGACGCCAAAACGUGGCAACACGUGCAAUAGGGCCGCUGGGCGGCCGUGGGCGGUAGGAACCAGACACUCUGAUGCCGGUACGAGCAUUCCAGUGCGCGGCGGUCCCCUCCGGUCGCUGAGCUCUGCGGGUGCGGCGGAGCCCCGCGCUACAUCGCUCGUGUUUUUCGGCCGGUUUUCAGCCGUGCUGUGCCAGCUCCCAAGCGACAAUGAGAAUGUCUGGACGGCCCGUGGUGCAGAAAUGUUGUAAAUAUACAAUUUUCGGUGAUGAA